Molecule: messenger RNA, 2698 nt
Organism: Apodemus sylvaticus (European woodmouse)
Lineage: Eukaryota; Metazoa; Chordata; Mammalia; Rodentia; Muridae
Gene: P4ha1
Product: prolyl 4-hydroxylase subunit alpha 1
Exons: 15
Coding region: 225-1829 (534 amino acids)
Biological process (GO): peptidyl-proline hydroxylation to 4-hydroxy-L-proline
Cellular component (GO): endoplasmic reticulum
Molecular function (GO): procollagen-proline 4-dioxygenase activity; iron ion binding; protein binding
Source: RefSeq, a predicted model, not a curated record
CACGUAGCGAGGGCUGAGGCCGCCCUGUCCCCUGCGCGCCGGCGCGGCUGGGGACUAUAAAAGGGUCGACUGGCUCCCUCUGCUGCCCAGUCGCGCCGUGAGCAGGCUGAGGGCGACAGGGAUCUAGCUAGUGGGGACUGCUGGCGACAGGACCGAUCAGAGCCGAGCUGUCGCCCUCCUCCCGGCCCGCUAUCCAGGUGUGUGAACCUGUAGAGUGCUCCAAGAUGAUCUGGGGUGUUGUAAUGUUGGGGAUUCUACUUCCUCAGUCUUUAGCCCAUCCGGGCUUUUUUACUUCAAUUGGUCAGAUGACUGACUUGAUCCAUAAUGAGAAAGACCUGGUGACAUCACUAAAAGAUUAUAUUAAAGCAGAAGAGGACAAGCUAGAGCAAAUCAAAAGAUGGGCAGAGAAGUUAGACCGGCUAACGAGUACAGCAACAAAAGAUCCAGAAGGGUUUGUUGGGCAUCCCGUAAAUGCAUUCAAGUUAAUGAAACGUCUGAACACAGAAUGGAGUGAGCUGGAGAGUCUGAUCCUCAAGGAUAUGUCAGAUGGCUUCAUCUCUAACCUAACCAUUCAGAGGCAGUACUUCCCUAAUGAUGAAGAUCAGGUCGGGGCAGCUAAAGCUCUGUUUCGUCUGCAAGACACCUACAAUCUGGACACAAACACCAUCUCGAAGGGUAAUCUUCCAGGAGUGCAACACAAGUCUUUUCUAACAGCCGAGGACUGCUUUGAGUUGGGCAAAGUGGCCUAUACGGAAGCAGAUUAUUACCACACAGAACUGUGGAUGGAACAGGCUCUGAUGCAGCUGGAGGAGGGAGAGGUCUCUACUGUAGAUAAAGUCUCUGUUCUAGAUUAUUUGAGCUAUGCAGUGUACCAGCAGGGAGACCUGGAUAAGGCACUUUUGCUUACAAAGAAGCUUCUUGAACUAGAUCCUGAGCAUCAGAGAGCUAAUGGUAACUUAGUAUAUUUUGAGUAUAUAAUGAGUAAAGAAAAAGAUGCCAAUCAGUCUACUUCGGGUGACCAAUCUGAUCAGAAACCUACACCAAAGAAAAAAGGGAUUGCUGUGGAUUACCUGCCAGAGAGACGGAAGUACGAAAUGCUGUGCCGUGGGGAGGGUAUCAAAAUGACUCCCCGGAGACAGAAAAGGCUCUUCUGCCGCUACCAUGAUGGAAACCGGAAUCCUAAGUUCAUCCUGGCUCCAGCCAAGCAGGAGGACGAGUGGGACAAGCCUCGGAUUAUCCGUUUCCAUGACAUUAUCUCUGAUGCAGAAAUCGAGAUUGUCAAAGAUUUAGCAAAACCAAGGCUGAGCCGAGCUACAGUACAUGACCCUGAGACGGGGAAAUUGACCACAGCACAGUACAGAGUAUCUAAGAGUGCUUGGCUGUCUGGCUAUGAAGACCCUGUGGUAUCCCGAAUUAAUAUGAGAAUACAAGAUCUCACAGGACUAGAUGUUUCCACUGCUGAGGAAUUACAGGUAGCAAAUUACGGAGUUGGAGGACAGUAUGAACCCCAUUUUGACUUUGCAAGGAAAGAUGAGCCAGAUGCUUUUAGAGAACUUGGGACAGGAAAUAGAAUUGCCACGUGGCUGUUCUAUAUGAGCGAUGUGUCUGCUGGAGGUGCUACUGUUUUUCCUGAAGUGGGAGCUAGUGUUUGGCCCAAAAAAGGCACCGCUGUCUUCUGGUACAAUCUGUUUGCCAGCGGAGAGGGAGAUUACAGUACACGGCAUGCAGCCUGUCCUGUGCUAGUUGGAAACAAAUGGGUAUCCAACAAAUGGCUCCAUGAACGUGGACAGGAAUUUCGAAGGCCGUGCACCCUGUCAGAACUGGAAUGACAAGCAGGCUUCCCUGGGCUCCUGCCAUCCUCUAACGCGCCAGGCACAAUGGCUGAUUCUAACUGUCAGACGUUUACAGCUGACUAACACUCCAUUAUCAAUUCCAUCAUGGCCCGCAUCCCGCAUUUCAUCUGUGGACAAUCACUUAUUUUGUGUUUUAUUUUUUUAAUUAACACUCAAUCACCACAUUAUGUAAAACUUAUGGUUCAGUUAUCACAGGGUACAGGACAUUUAAAAUGAAGAACCUAAUUCUGUUGUUUAAAAGAGUUUUUUGGUUAAUUUUUAAAAAAAAAAAAAAGCAUCCAGUAGUAAAUUUCACCACAACUCAGGAGCUGGUGGACAGGCGAGGCUGUGAGGCAGGCAGCUGCCUGCACGCUGCUCUUCCGCUGUCUGGACUGGUGCCUAACUAGGCCCAGUCAGGGUCAGGGGUUCCCCGCCACCUACUAUUCCACGUGCAUAGUUCCUAUUAUUUAAAAAACUUUUUAUCAAAUCCUCCUCACCUCCACUGGUGAAUUCAGCCAGUUUGAGAAAAUUACUUUGUUCAAAAAGUCCUGCAGAACUGGCCUCACAACCAAAUGCUCAGACUUAGACCUUUUCUUCAGUGAUGGUGUCCAGAGACUGUUCCAAGUGCCAAUCCCCUGCCGUGUCUUCCAACUGCAAACUGCAGCAGGCGGUGAUGUUGGCAUUCUGAUUAAAUUCUGUGCCUUAGGAGACUGGGAGUUAGAACAUGGACAGGUCUUUGUAAUGAGGGAGUUGAUUUUUAAAAAGAAAUGUUUUAUAAGAAGCCAAAAUGUUUGUUUUUUCCAUUCUGAAAUGUGUUAUGAUAAAAAUGACCUAUUUAUGAUCUUAAAUUUUUUUUUAAAAAAACA